Molecule: messenger RNA, 5520 nt
Organism: Ornithodoros turicata
Lineage: Eukaryota; Metazoa; Arthropoda; Arachnida; Ixodida; Argasidae
Exons: 8
Coding region: 510-1325 (271 amino acids)
Source: RefSeq, a predicted model, not a curated record
CCGAAAUGGUUUCGGUUGGUCGUACGUCGUAUACUCUUUAGUUGUCCCUCCCUGCAUAAAUGGGCGGUAAUAAAUGUUGCGUCGACGCCUGCGGUAACUACUCGGGCAGGAACAACGCGAUAGUGUUCCACUCAUUUCCAUCCAACCUUGACGUUCGACAACGGUGGAUAGUGGCAUUGCGUGCGAUCAACAACUGUUCGGGAUGGAUCCCCGCCAGAACCACCGUGCUUUGCUCCGACCAUUUUUCGGACGACUCCUACGAGCAGAACAUAACUGCCCGACUAAGUCUUGGACUCAGCAGGAAAGGAUGCAAGCUGCGUCCCGAUGCUGUGCCUUCCCUUUUCCUACUCAGGAAGCGUGCAGCUGCUGAGACUUGGGGAAGCUGUACGUCGACAAAAGAACUUCGCCUUGCGGUUGACACCCAGAUAGUUUCUUGGAGAGGGCAAAGUCUGGUGCUGCACAACUUGUGCCCGAUGAGCCUGCUGGUGUGAAGUGUGCUCCUGUUACAUAUGCAAAUAAAAGGCACCCAACAUUGGCUCCCCGCUUUUGAAAUCUCCCUAAUUUGGAUGUUCCCAAGUUGGCAGCCUGCUGAAGAUGCUGUGCGGGACAACCACUGGCCAAUACAGCUCCCUGGUGCCUCAACCAAAGUAACAACGUCCACCCAAACAUAUUCUGCCUGCUCGAAUCGUAGCUGUCAGGCAAUGCCAGACUACAGAACCAGGGGUACCCUGGCCUUCCCUGACCGGCGCAGCAUGGGCACGCAGUCAUUUAUAGAUAGUAGGAACAAAGGCUGUCAGGCUUUCAUGCACGACGCACAAGACACCAAAGACCAAACACCAAAGAGAAGGCGCCAAAGACCUAGCAGUGUGGGAUGUCAAGCAGACAUAAAGCCUAAUGAUCACAAGUCUACUCAGACAGACUCUAAAGACAUUUUCACUGGCCCUCAAAGCGAAGCAGUCAUGCACUCAUCCGGUGAUCCAUCUCGUGGACCAUCUGUGUCAUCUGAGCAGCACGGCACAGUCAGAAGUAGCAUUAGUGAUGAUGGAGAAGUGACUGCAUCAUGCCAGGGAACUCAGUAUGCAGUAAUAAGCUCGUCUGCUCAGGAAACAUCACAAUCGGCAACUGGCAAGACCCUUGCAGAGGAGACUAAUUACGUGGUUUCCAGGACUCAACUCCUAGAGGCGCUGCAGUUUUGCCGGGAUUGUGGCACUACUGAAUGUCAGGUUCAGCUUUCAACCAUGGGUACCCUUGUACAUGCUGUUAUUACAUGCAAAAGGUCACAUGCGAGGACAUGGCACAGCCAACACUCUCACUGCAAUAAAUGACACCAAGACAGAAAACGGGACAGCAGGAUUUAAAAGGGACAAGGCCUUUCUAAUAUGUUCUCAUCUCCUGAAAAGCAUCUGCCAAAUCAUGUCUAAUGUGCAGGAAGGGCAUGUCUAAUGUGCAGGACCGGAAUCGUUCCGUGCUGUGAGGGCUUGCAGGCAUGUUUGUAAGAUAUGGCUGGACAUGAGCCUGCUUGAUACGUGUGGCACCUGUACUGAUCCUGUGAAGCUGGAGGCAUUCUCAGAAGAACGUGGCAUGUUCCCAUAGCAACCAUAGCAGACAUUCACUUCACGCCAGUGGUGCCGUCUGGCUUUUUUGACGACUGCUUUACUUGAAUAUUUCCAUAAUCUUUGGAAGGUUGAUUCAGUGUUCUGCGGACUGUCGCUUGUAGCUGGGCAAUUUCAAUUCAGUUCAAGCAAGCCUGUUCCCUUUCAUUACUAAGUUUUUUUACUACUUUUUGUGAGAAAGCACCUCCUCUGUGACUAGCAGUUAGAGCCCCUAGUUUUCUAGUUGUUAUGGAACCUCAGGUUUCUGUCGGAAUCAUCACCAGUCACAGAACAUUCUUAGAGCCUGAAGUCUUAGGGUUUAACUUGAUUCUUCCCCAAAUUUGCACCCUGACCUGAAAGUUUACUCUUUAGGGUGAAACCCGAUUUUUACCCGGCAAAUUACCCUCACUGAGGAGUCUGUAGGAAUGCACACUAACUUGUUUGGCACCAAAUGCAGUUAAUAACCGUUUGUAGCAAGCCAGUAGAGUAAAGUUUGAGCAAUUGAGCCCGAUUUCUUUCCCCAAAUUUAGCAUACUGGAAGUUUUUUAACCCGAAUUCGCAUGAAUUUAGAGCACAUGUUUAUUUACCAGAUUUUAACCCCACAAAUUUAGAAAAAAAUAUUUCCCAAAAACAUCAGGCUCUAAAUAUUCUACAUAUUACAAACUUAUGUAAGGAUUUCAAUUGAUCUGCUACAUUUUCGUGGGUGAAACCUGAUCAGUCAUGGCUGCAAUGCCUGACGCGACUGGUACUGCUGGAACUUACACGGUUGAAAGUGCCGGGACGAAAGACAAUUAGCUGACAGGAAUGCCCGCAGAGAAAUUUUCUGGGCUGAGUCUAAUUUGCUUUGUGCACUGAGAAGUUACAAAAGGCUGGGAGAGCACAUGGGACUAGCCGGUAUGUGACCUUGGGAGUAUGCUGUAACAUUUUUUGCCUGUUUUGCAGAUUUGUAAAUCCCACUUUGCAGAAAUGCAAGUUUUAUACUGGAAAAAGCAAAGGCAUUUAUUAACUAUAUCACUCGUCUGACUUCAGAUAUCAGUGGCUGCAAAGAAAACAAAAAUUCUCAGCACAGGUUACAGCAACUUGCAGGGCAGCACUGCCUUAGCUCUUUCAAAACAACUUUAUUUUAAGCUUAGUUUCAUCCCAAGAGGCGAUCUCUACCUCAUUGCUGGUGGUGAUGUGAGGAAUGAAAUAAUGAGCCCCUUCACAAUAAGGAUCGAAGUCCGAUUGUGUUAAAAAAUGUCAAAAAAGCUUUGAGGGCAGAGCGUUGGUGGUCUGGAUUCGGCCAGGGACCAAGCAAUUUUGAUAAGGAGAAGGGGCGAGAGUCCAGCUGACUAAGAGACCCGGAGAGUGCGGUUCGGGAUGGUUGGCAGUAUGGGCAAUGAACAAGAAUGUGCCCCAGAUCCUCUAGAGCACCGCAGUGACAGCAUCUGUAAAACCCACACAGAGUUUGCAUUCUCUUUCAAGCUGCCUCAUUCGCUGCAGUUUUCAUUCAUUCUCCACAUGCUGAACUAGGGCCUUGAUCAUCUGCAAAAAACAUUGUGCUCCAUGCCAUAUUAUUUAUACAAAAUGGCGAAAUAAUCUUGGUCAGGCUUCAUAGCCUCACUUCGGGAAGAAUAUUACCGUACAUUUCCGUAAUCCAAACUGACGGAUAAUUCAAAGCGAUGCUCGGGCUUCAUCAAAGUCCUGUAUUGGGAGAAAACAUGGGAGAAAUGGAGAAAACUUUCCUCCAUGGGAGAAAACACCCAGCAAUUCUAACGUAAGAAUGUACGCAAUGGUUUAUUUGAACAAGAUUACUCAGAUUAGCCCGACUAUACAUCGGCUUGAAAGCACUAGGCCACGCACUGCUGGCAUGUCAGGAGCGCGCUUACUUAUUAAGUGUUCAAUUUGCUUGUUACCAUUAUAUGACUGUUACUCGCCACCUGUGCCAGAAGAACAUGGAAUGAACCGCCAUAAUAGUGUGCACAAAUGAUACCGCUUUCUCGUGGUUGGCAAAGCAAGUAAGCUUUCGUUACAAAGAAAGGAGGAAGUCAGGAGGAAGUUGCAGGACUCGAACCCACAUCUUCUCGAUUGCCGGUCCAGGGCUCUACCAAUUGAGCUAAGCUAACGCGCCUCCUCAAUUAGCUCCAGAGUUGCGUCAUUUCAAGGGACAAGCCACGUCCGCUCACUCACAUUCCAGUUUCACUCUUGCAUGUUUUCUCACUCUCACACAUUCAUACAACAGGGAGACUCAAGCGGCAUCAGUUGAACGUGAUGGAAAUUGAUGUUCUGAGGCUGGAACACAGGAGAAAAAAAGCUUUCGCUGUUUUAAGGGAAUCAAGACCCUUCCUGUUGACGACACAGCCAACAGAACGGUGUGAAUCACAACCGAUAUUUGCGUUCGUAGAGUUAGGGAUUGAGUUGGGCGAUGUUGAUUUAAUUUUGACUGAAGCAACGAAUCUAACAGCAUAUAACAAUUGAACCCCUUGAGAAUACGUCACUAUGCACUUGCUUAAUUUGAAAGUUCUGAUUAAUUUGAAAGUUUCCUGCUGUCCCCUGUUUGAAUAUUGCAAUCUGACCCCAUGAUUCGAGUCAGCUGCACCUCUCAGCCAUGUUAGUUUGUAAGAUUUCCGGCAGGAUUGCGAGAGAACCUAGAUGUCACACACUCACGUACUCGAUGGCAGCAGCCAAUGAGCUACCACACCCUCUUGCCUUUGCUUGUUUCGUGCUAUGACCUGUUGAGGCCCUGUGCACGACAGUCACUUUUGUCUUCAUAAAAUGAUGCUGCAAUUGAGCGAUGUGACACAAUGCCUAACUACAAGGCACUCACAGCAAAAGAAUAGGUAGCCAUCAUCGACGCUGCAAAGGAUGCAACAUGUUCAAAAACGUGCAAGGUGUAUGAAUUUGCUGUAUCUGGAGAAGUAGUGGCAACGAGUUACAGUACAGGUCCCCUGUGGCACCGCUCCAGCAAGGAAGUCGACUUAUUUUUUAUCCACGCGAGGACACAUUCGGGGAUAGGAAGGGGAGCUCUUAUCCUGCGGCAAGGAGUCUCUAAGCAAUUCGCUGGUCAUCGCUUGAUGACACGCGUAGCAUAUCUGCUGUCUUUGCCUGACCCAUGGCCAGAACAUUCGGCAGAGCCUUCUUAGUGCAACAGUAAUAACACCCAUCAGAUAGCAUAUGGACGACUCAUUUCCAAUAAUGGCAUCAAUGGCUCCUCUAGGUUAGGCUUGGUUAGGUUAGGGCUGCCCCCUCUGCUGUGAGGGGGCAUCCGACGCCCCUGACAGCAGCAAAUAGAUGGUCCUGACCUAUGCCACCUUGGACACACGAUUCCGAUGCCAGUUACUGUGCGUGGCUGAUUUGGAAAAGUAGUUUUCUGCAGCCCUCUACAUGCUCAAUAAAGCUAGAUUCCAGCCGACUUGUCGGCAUUUGCUUAAUGUGACAACCCUCUUAAUUCAAUAUUUUUUUUUGUCAUCCAUACGUACGACUUCAAACUAAUGAGGUUCUACUGUACUGUAAUUGGACGGUGGCCUGAAAGUAGGUGGUGUAGUAGGUUGCUGUAGCACAUGCACUAACAACUUUAUUCAAAUGAUAGUGUGAUUGCUGCCAUGCAGUGCUCGUUUUAAUUAUUUAAUGUUGGGCUGCUAUCUGAAGUUGUCAGUGGUGCUGAUGGAUGAAAGUGGAAUGGCCUUGCUUGAAUGAAAUCACCCAACCAACCAAUUGUAAUUAACCAACAAAUUGAGUGUGCUGUGCAGAAAAGUACGGAACAAGGAUAGUGUAGCUGCAUUCAGAACUAAACAUAGUAAUAGGUGCGUAGAAUUUGUAGGGAGGUGCUAUGGGUGUACCGAAACCAAGGAAACGCUUGUGAAAAUAGUGCCACCACAGGCUGAGUGAGCUUACUUUCUUCUCUUCUCGAUAUUUCAACUGUGCAAAAUAAAUUAUCGUUUCAAUGUCA